Molecule: messenger RNA, 2187 nt
Organism: Zonotrichia albicollis (white-throated sparrow)
Lineage: Eukaryota; Metazoa; Chordata; Aves; Passeriformes; Passerellidae
Source: RefSeq, a predicted model, not a curated record
CGGGCGGGCCCCGCUGCGAUCCCGGUUCGAGCCCCGGCCCGGCCCGGUUCGAGCCCCGGCCCGGCCGCGAUGAACGAGGCGGUGUCGCGGCAAACGCGGGAGACCCUGGGGCAGGUGAUCCGCAAGCCGCCGCUCACCGACGCGCUGCUGAGCAAGCCGCCCUUCCGCUACCUGCACGACCUGAUCAGUGAGGUGAUCAGAGUGACAGGUUUUCUGAGAGGACUUUACACAGAUUUCGAGCUGAAGUCAGAUAAUGUCAAGGAUAAGGAUUCCAAAAUCAACUUCCUUCAGAAGGCCAUCGAUGCAGUUGUGAUGGUGACAGGAGAGCCACUGGCAGUGAGACCAGCACGAGUGGUGGCUGGGCACGAGCCUGAGAAAACCAAUGAAUUCCUGCAGGCCAUUGGGAAGUGCUGCUUGAACAAGCUGUCCAGUGAUGCUGCUGUGAAAAGGGUCUUGGCUGGGGAAAAAGCCGAUGCUAAAGGGAAACCUCCAUCCUCUAAACCUCGACAUAAAGAAAGCAGAGAGCCCAAAGCAGAAGAACAAAAAAGCCAUAAGGAUAAAGAGAGCAGGAGAGACACUGAAAUUAAAGAGAGAAGCCCCAGCAGAGACAGAAAACCCAAAGGAGAUUUGAAAGAGAGCAGAGAAAGAGAAAAGGAGAGGGAUAAACAGAAGAACAAUGAAGAGAAGCACAAAGAACCUGAAAGAGACACCUCAAAGGAAGGAGAAAAACAAGAGAGGGAAGGAAGCAAAAGCAGAAUGACCAAGCAAGGGAGGGAAACAGAAAAAGCCAAAGGAAAAGGAGACCCAGAGCGAGGAGAGGACCUCAGGCAAGAUAAAGGACAGGAAAGAGAGAAAAGACAAGAAGGAGGAAGAGAAAAGGACAGGCUGAAAGGAAGAGACAAAGACAAGGCCAAGGACAAAGAAGGAGAGAAAGACAGAGAGAGAAGAAGAGAUCGGGACAGAGAAAAAGAUGGGGAGCACCUCAGGGAACAUGGCAAGGAGAAAGCAGAGAAAAAGCCCUCAGAUUCUGAAGAAUCCUUGAAUAGAAAACCACAGAGGCCAAGUAAAGACAGCAAGUGCCAGCCUGACACUGAGACUGAAACUCCUGCAAGGAUAUCAAAGGAGCCUUCAGUAAAAGCAUCAAGGCAUCCCUCCAAGCCUGCAGGAGAAGGAGCUGUGGACACGAGGAGUGUGGCAGAUGGGAUUUCAGAGGAUGGUGCUGCUGAGCUGCAGGAGAAAAUUGAACCAGACCUUGCAGAAAAACAGAAGGAAAGAGAAAUGGAGAACACAGCUCCUGAGAAGGCUGAAAAUGGUGAAGCACCUCCUGAUGUCCCACCUCGGCCUGCCCAAAGACGGAUUCCCCGUCCUGGCAGCGCGAGGCCGGCGCCCCCACGAGUGAAACAUCAGGAGAGCACCGAGCUCUUAACCCCAGAAAGGAGCCAGAAGUGGAGCUGGUUGAGGAUCAAAAGCAUGGUGGGCUGGUGAAAAGAAUCCUAGAAACCAAGAAGGAUUAUGAGGCAUCACAGAAAUCAUCACAGACCACAGACAGGGAGAAGCCAAUUAUAUCAGAAGCAUCCAGGAAGAGGGAGAGAGACUUGGUAGCCAAAGAGAUUGAGAAGUUCCAGGGCUGCAUUCAGACUGUGUGCCAGCACGUGCUGAGGCUGGGCAGGAUGGUGGAUUACAUCCAGGAGGACAUGGAUGCCAUGAGGAACGAGCUGCUGCUGUGGCGCCAGGAAAACCGGGAGCACGCCGAGGCUUUGCGCAGGGAGCAGAGCAUCACAGACAGCACUCUGGAACCGCUGAAGGCUGAGCUGGCUGAGCUGGAGCAGCUGAUGAAGGACCAGCAAGAAAAGAUCUGUGCUGCAAAAGCAAAUAAUUUAAGGAACGAUGAAAAAAUCCAGAGGAUGAUUCUUAGCAUAAGUGUGUCUGAAAGAAGGUGAAGAAGGAAAAGAAAAUAAAGAGCCUUAGGACUCACUGACUGACAUUGCUACCAAAAAACCAAAACCCAAAUAGCAGAUAUGCCUUGUUCAGAUAUAGAAUGUUUAGGGACCAGAACCCUAAAAACAUUACAAAAAACUCUGUUAUUGCAUUGAUUUUUAGAUGUUGAUAUUAUGCAGGAUAAAAUGAUAUUCACUUGAAUGCUAAAGUAGCACAGCUAUUAAAAGAACUUUAUUUGUUUAACUGUGA